Onychomys torridus (southern grasshopper mouse) is the source of this 11584-nucleotide messenger RNA. RefSeq names its product contactin-associated protein like 5-1-like. The transcript is spliced from 24 exons. Gene Ontology annotation, biological process: proteolysis. NCBI's taxonomy places the organism in Eukaryota, Metazoa, Chordata, Mammalia, Rodentia, Cricetidae. Gene Ontology annotation, molecular function: aspartic-type endopeptidase activity. The record is from RefSeq and is a predicted model, not a curated record. Bases 475 to 4395 code for a protein of 1306 amino acids.
UAGGCGAGCGCGGGGCGGGCCGGCCGGGGGCGGUGCCUCGCCUAAGGCUCCUAUAAGGAGCUGUCCGCCACCCCGGUGCUGAAUCCAGCUCUAACACCGGAAAGAGGUGCUUUUGGCUAUUGCUGGAGCUGAGCGCCAAGAGCUGCAUUGAGUUUGGAUUUGAACCUUUAAGGAAGGAGAUCCGGAGGAAGAAGAUGCAGACGAGAAAGGCAAGCACAGAAAGGGACAGUUGAAGGAACUGUAAACCUCGGUCUCAGCUCGCAGCUUGCAGCUCGGAGGAAGCCCUGCCACGGUUUCAGUGGAGCGUCUGAGGAGCAGGAUGGAGUAAAGAAGAGUGUCUGUUUAAGGAGGGUGGGAAGGGGGCUCGGCGGUGCGGAGGAGAGAAAACAGAGACAGAAAGGAAACAGAGAGAAAAGCCAAGGCUGGUGCUUGCGAAUUUGGAAUUCGAUUGGAAGAGAUCGUUCACUGGGGGAAAUGGAUUCUGUACCAAGACUGACCAGCGUUUUGGCUUUGGUGCUCUCUGGCUUCUGGCAUUUAGGAUUAACAGCAACAAAUUACAACUGUGAUGACCCACUGGCCUCCUUCCUCUCACCAAUGGCUUUCUCCAGCUCCUCGGAUCUCACAGGAAGUUCCAGCCAGGCUCAACUGAACUGGAGAAUGGGAACUGGUGGUUGGUCCCCAGCAGAUUCCAAUGCCCAACAGUGGCUCCAGAUGGACCUGGGCAACAGAGUGGAGAUCACGGCAGUGGCCACGCAGGGAAGAUACGGGAGCUCUGACUGGGUGACAAGCUACGGCCUGAUGUUCAGCGACACAGGGCACAACUGGGAGCAGUACAAGCAAGAAGACAGCAUCUGGACAUUUGCAGGAAACGUGAAUGCUGACAGUGUGGUGCAUCACAAGCUGCUCCACUCCGUGAGAACCCGCUUUGUUCGCUUUGUGCCAUUGGAGUGGAAUCCAAACGGCAAGAUUGGCAUGAGAGUGGAGGUCCAUGGAUGCUCCUACAAAUCAGAUGUUGCUGACUUUGACGGCAGGAGCUCGCUUUUGUACAGGUUCAAUCAGAAGAUGAUGAGCACCCUCAAAGACGUGAUUUCCCUGAAGUUCAAGAGCAUGCAAGGAGAUGGGGUUCUGUUCCAUGGAGAAGGACAACGUGGAGACCAUAUUACCCUGGAGCUCCAGAAGGGCAGACUAGCCCUGUACCUGAACCUGGAUGACAGCAAAGCCCGACUCAGCAGCAUCGAGCCCUCUGCCGUGCUGGGUAGCCUUCUCGAUGACCAGCACUGGCACUCGGUUCUCCUGGAGCGUGUGGGCAAGCAGGCGAACUUCACUGUGGACACGUACACGCAGCACUUCCGGACCAAGGGUGAGACCGAUGUCCUGGACAUCGACUAUGAGCUCAGUUUUGGAGGAAUUCCAGUGCCAAGCAAACCUGGGACCUUUUUAAAGAAAAACUUCCAUGGCUGUAUUGAAAACCUGUACUACAAUGGAGUGAACAUAAUCGACUUGGCCAAAAGACGCAAACAUCAAAUCUACUCUGUGGGCAAUGUCACUUUUUCCUGCUCAGAACCACAAAUAGUCCCCAUCACAUUUGUCAACUCCAGAAGUAGUUAUUUGCUGCUGCCCGGCACCCCCCAGAUUGAUGGACUGUCAGUGAGUUUCCAGUUUCGAACAUGGAACAGGGAUGGUCUGCUCCUGUCCACAGAGCUCUCUGAAGGCUCAGGGACCCUGAUGCUCAUGCUGGAGGGUGGGACUCUGAGGCUCCUGAUUAAGAAAGAGCCAGGACAUGGAACUGAAAUCCUUACAGGCAGUGACUUGAAUGAUGGCCUGUGGCACUCUGUCAGCAUCAAUGCCAGGAGAAACCGUGUCACCCUCACACUGGAUAAUGAUGCUACUUCCCCGGCUGCAGAUACCUCCCAGCUGCAAAUUUACUCUGGAAAUAGUUACUACUUUGGAGGGUGCCCCGACAAUCUCACCGAUUCCCAAUGCUUAAAUCCCAUUAAGGCUUUCCAAGGCUGCAUGAGGCUCAUCUUUAUUGAUAACCAGCCCAAGGACCUCAUUUCAGUUCAGCAAGGUUCCCUGGGGAAUUUUAGUGAUUUACACAUUGAUCUGUGUAGCAUCAAAGACAGGUGUUUGCCAAACUACUGUGAACAUGGAGGACAAUGUGCCCAAUCCUGGACUACCUUCGACUGCAACUGUAGUAACACUGGUUACACGGGCGCCACCUGUCACGACUCCAUCUAUGAGCAAUCCUGUGAGGUGUAUAGACACCGAGGAAACAAAGCUGGCUUCUUCUAUGUUGAUUCUGAUGGCAGUGGACCGUUGGGACCUCUCCAGGUGUACUGCAAUAUCACUGAGGACAAGAUCUGGAUGAUGGUUCAGCACAACAACACAGAAUUGACUUGGGUACAGGGUUCCAACCCUGAGAAGCCCUAUGCCAUGACCUUGAACUAUGGGGGCAGUAUGGAGCAGCUGGAGGCUCUGAUUGAUGGCUCAGAGCACUGUGAACAGGAGGUGGCAUAUCACUGCAGGAGAUCUCGCCUGCUUAACACACCAGAUGGAGCCCCAUUCACCUGGUGGAUUGGGAGAUCCAAUGAAAGGCACCCUUACUGGGGAGGUUCUGUUCCUGGGGUCCAGCAAUGUGGAUGUGGCCUAGAGGAGAGCUGCCUGGACAUUCGACACUUUUGCAAUUGUGACGCAGACACAGAUGAAUGGACAAAGGAUACUGGUUUUCUUUCCUUCAAAGAGCACUUGCCUGUAACUCAGAUAAUCAUCACUGAUACCAACAGAUCAAACUCAGAAGCUGCUUGGAGAAUUGGCCCUUUGCGUUGCUAUGGUGACCGACACUACUGGAAUGCCGUUGCCUUUUCCACUGAAGCUUCUUACCUCCACUUUCCUACCUUCCAUGCGGAAUUCAGCGCUGACAUUUCCUUCUUUUUUAAAACCACUGCUUUAUCUGGAGUUUUCCUAGAGAACCUUGGAAUGAAAGACUUCAUCCGACUUGAAAUGAGCUCUCCUUCUGAGGUCACAUUCGCCAUUGAUGUUGGGAAUGGCCCUGUCGAGCUCCUUGUUCAGUCUCCUUCUCCUCUGAAUGACAACCAAUGGCAUUAUAUACGGGCUGAGAGGAACCUCAAGGAGACCUCCCUGCAGGUGGAUAACCUUCCAUGGAGUACAAGGGAGACCUCAGAGGAAGGCCAUUUCCGACUUCAGCUGAAUAGCCAGUUGUUUGUAGGAGGCACAUCAUCAAGACAGAAAGGGUUUCUUGGAUGUAUCCGCUCUUUACAUUUGAAUGGGCAGAAAGUGGACCUGGAAGAGAGGGCAAAGGUCACGUCUGGAGUCAGACCUGGCUGCCCAGGUCACUGCAGCAGCUAUGGAAGCAACUGCCACAAUGGGGGCAAGUGUGUGGAAAAGCACAGUGGCUACUCCUGUGACUGCACCAACACCCCAUAUGAAGGGCCUUUCUGCCAGAAAGAGAUUUCAGCUCUUUUUGAUUCUGGCAGCUCAGUUACAUACAUGUUUCAAGAACCAUACCCGGUGACCAAGAACACAAGCCCCUCGUCUUCAGCUAUCUACACAGAUACAGCCCCAUCCAAGGAAACCAUCACACUGAGCUUUGUGACAGCACAGGCCCCCAGCCUCUUGCUUUUCCUCAAUUCCUCUUCUGAUGAUUUUCUGGCUAUCCUGAUCUGCAAGAAUGGAAGUUUACAAGUUCGCUAUCGGCUAAACAAGGAAGAAAGUCAUGUGUUCACCAUCAGCACAGAGAACUUGGCCAACAGAAGGGUGCAUCAGGUGAAGAUUAGCCGAGAGGGGCCAGAACUUUCCAUUCAGGUAGACCAACAACUCUUCAGCUAUAACUUCUCUCCAGAAGCUGAGUUCAGGACAGCAAGGUCACUAAUUCUAGGCAAAGUCACAGAGACCCUUUGGUUGGAUCCAGAAGUUGCUAAAGCAAACACCUUGGGUUUUGUUGGAUGCCUUUCUUCAGUCCAAUACAACCACAUAGCACCAUUGAAGGCAGCCCUCCGCCAUGCCAGCAUUGCACCUGUGACUGUCCAAGGGACCUUGACAGAAUCCAACUGUGGCUCCAUGGUGGACUCUGAUAUGAAUGCAGUGACCACUGUGCAUUCUUCAUCAGAUCCCUUUGAAAAGACAGAUGAGCAUGAGCCACUCACAAAUGCAGUCCGGAGUGACUCUGCAGUCAUUGGAGGUGUCAUAGCAGUGGUGACAUUUGUCACCUUUUGUAUCGUCGGCAUCAUGACCCGCUUCCUCUAUCAGCAUAAGCAGUCACACCGCACCAAUCAGAUGAAGGAGAAGGAAUACCCAGAGAACUUGGACAGUUCCUUUAGAAAUGACAUUGACUUGCAAAACACAGCCAGCGAGUGCAAACGGGAAUAUUUCAUCUGAGACGCCACAGGGUCACCUGGUCCUCUUUUUUGUGGGUUCCCCCCCUUAUUUUCUCUUCUCUUUUAAUUUAGGUAUUCUCUUUCUCUCUUUCACCAUUAAUUUUCUGGAAAACACCUGCGUCCACCAAGAGCAUUGAUCUCCUUCACCCAGCUCAGGAGAUCAGGGAGCAAUAGCUACUGUGCUUCACUGACAUAUGCAUCAUUGUGAAAGUGAGCACUGGAGACACAGAGUUCACUCUUGUGAACAAGGAAGAACAUGUGUGUACACAUGCAUACUCGGUGUUUGUGGUUUCUAAACUUCACUCCGCAGUUUCUCAGGCACUUGCUCUUGCCAGAUCUCUUCAGACUUGAGCUCUGUGACAUUGGCUUUAACAAUUGUCUCCAACAUGCUGCCCCAUACCAUAUUGGUAGGUACUGUAGCCUGAGAGGAGACAGACAGACAGAGUCAGAUCAUCCUUUAAGCAGAGUUUAUUAGGGAGUCCAAUAGAGCAGGAGGGAAUGAAGUAAAUCCACCCAGAGAAAGCAAUGUUUGUUCUUUUUAUGUCCCUUGUGAUAGGGUAGGGAGGUUGGGAGAUGUUAUGACACAAAGAAAUUCUUCUAAAGCAGACAUCAUCUAACCAGUCUUAGAGACAUUUAUUAUUAAUUUUUAUUUUGCUUCUUUUCUUUUUUUGUGGCUGAAGCAGUUAUUUGUAAAGUAACCAGGACAUUUUUCCUAAGACACCAAUUAAAGACCAAUGAGCUCAGUGAGUGUGAGACCCCUGGCAAGGUCACAGUCAUGUGUCCUGCCUGUAGCCUUCUCCAGUUAGGACUUAAAUAUCUGGAAGACUCUGACUCCAUGUGGGCACAGGAAAACUUGGUGCUUCAGGGAGAGAGACUAUACAUCUGUCUGAUGUGGGAGCCCUUCAUAACACCCAUAAAAACAAAGAGACUGUAUUUAGAGAGUCUAGAUUAUAAGAGCACCCAACUGGGGGACCCAGAGCAGAGGGAGACUCUUCUGGCCUGCUUGUUUUGGUAGCAUUUUACAAGCAACCGGAGACACCUGUGUUAGUUUAAUGUUGACACCAUAAGUAUUCCCCUACUCCAUGCAUCACCUUUUCCAUAGAGUUUCAGUACUUUCCAAUAUGGCAUAACUGAGCAUUUACUGAGUUAUAUAUGGAACAGUGAGCAGUUACUUUGUGUCUCUCUUGCUGUUCUGGUAUGAGGCAUGGAUUCAGUACCCUGAAACCAGGAGUCUUCAAAAAAGCUGUGAGGAAGUAGCUGCUCCCAGAACUUUACAACUGCCUUCUCCACUUUACUACAAUGUGUUAGCUAGGUUAUUCCUCAGAUUGUUAUACUGAAGAAAAAAUAUACACAUGUCUAUUUUGUGGCAGCACAAACAGAAUUCAAAUAAAAGUCUAAAUUCGUUCCAUGAAAAAUGUUUAGGCCCUCUUAGCUCAUCUUGGAGGAGAACUGGAAAAGAAAGAAAGAAAGAAAAACAUAAGGGAAAGAGCUGCAAGAAAAAUAAGAAAUAUCCAGCUGAUUUAUCCCCAGCCAUCCACUCCAGAAAGCUCCAGUAAAGACAGAAUGUGCAGGGAAGCAGGAUUCACAUUCUAGAAUACAUGUUAUUAGUUCACUGACAACUGAGCUCUUUUCCAAGAGGCAAGAGCCUGGCUUUUGUGUGUGGCAGCGUGGCCACCUCUAGCUCAGGGGAUUUGAAGGAAGCCCUUAGUUUGUGAAUCACAUCACAUUUCAGAGUCUACACCCAUGUAUACAAAGGUGCCUGUGCCUCCAGCUUGGCAUUCUUUUGGUAGAAAAGCAUAUAGUUAUUUCAAAAGGGCAUCUUGAAUUUGUCCAUGGUGGGUAAUCCUGAUUAUUUUUUAACUCUGCCCUUGGAUCACCGUGGAAUAAAGACAAGGGAAAAAUGACAACCCAAACACUUUAGGACUUAGGGAAUGCUAGAAGCAAGAUCCCUGUCAGUUCUCUUCGUAGGGCAGACCUGAUUUGCAAAGCAGGUGCCCUGACAGCCAUUAGGUCAUCCAUCUUAGAGAACUUCUGAUUGUUCAGCACUUCCCUGGACAAGAGGUUCACAGUGAAAUCCUCACUGUCUUUAUCCAGGUUCCCAUCUGUACCUUUUCUUCCCUUGCAGAGCUACAGAGGUAAGGAUUAGGUGAGGCAUCACAGUCCACAACUCUGAGAUACUGUCCUAAAUACAAGUUCUUUCCUUAAAAUUUUCUAUGAAUUCUUACACACCCUUUUCCUCCUUUAGGAUAUUGCUAUCCUUUUGCUACUGAACUUAUUCUAAAGCAAUUCUAACAAAUAUGUCUGUUUUAAUUUUUCUAUCUUUCAUAUGACAAAUAACCAUGUAAUAAAAUGAGAGAUACUGAAAGUCUAUUUCCCUAUUCCCUUCGUUCCCUGUUUUCUAAUUUCUACUUUUGAAUUUUUUGGCUCUAUAAAAGCUUGUAUAAAUCCCGUUUGCUUGGCUGCAUAUUUCCCUGCCUCCAUUAAUGAAAGUCAUGCUGAGAUUUAGCCCUAAAUACCUCUAAUAAUGAAACAACAGGUGAGGGAGAGUAACCACACUGAAACACUUUCUAACUGGAAUCCUCAGAAGCAAGCACCAUAUUUUUCUGGCAUGAUAUGACUGGAUAAACAUGGAAGUACAAGACAAAUCAAUAUGUAUGGUUCCUUCAUGCACAAGUAUGAACUUAGAGAUAAUCAUGUAGGGAAAUGUGUGAUGCCAGUCUCUGCCCUCUGAAUAGCCCACAUUCUACUGGCUUCAUCCCUGGAUGUGCAGGCCAUGAAUACCAGGACACUGGGCAUGUGAACCAAAUGGCGGAUGUAUGCCGAGGUGGUGUAUUAUCAUAAGUAGUCUCAGGGUGAAAUGGGAAUUUCUUCAUAACCCACAACACACACCAGGUGAAAAAUCUAGCACUCUCCAUCUACUAUGCUGAAUACACAUCACAGCUAGAAGCAGGAGUAUGUUUCAGAGUUGGUGGCAAUAUCUGUUUGGUUUAUGCAAUUAUUCAGUUGUCUUCUCCACUUUCAAAUGAUUACAACCCAAAACAAGGGGAAGAGUGUUCAAAUCCUCCUUUAGCUGCCACUUUCCUCAAUGGGAUACAGGUUUUGUGAUGCCUCCUAGAGUAUAAUUAUAUUCUCAGUCAUUGAUGCCUGAUGUUUACAAAAAGAAUUUGUGGAAUAUCAGCCUUUACAGUAAAAUCCAAAACACCUGUAUAAUUUCCCAUCCUAAGGUGCUAUUUCAUUGCUAUUAUUCCACUGAACAAAUCUAUUAAUGCAAGCAACUGUAUGUUUGCUUACCCUAAAAGACAUUUAGCAACAGCUGUGAUAUUCAGUCCAUGCAUAGGGUAGACUGCUCUGUUUUCUCCAAGAUUUAGGCCAGGAAAAUAGAUAUUUGUCAUUUUCUGUGUAUCUAUUUUAUAAAUAGAUUAGUUCAUGUUCAUUUAAAGAACUCUGGAGCUGAUAUUUUACAACUUUAUUCUCUUUAGAAAUCAGAAGUGGCACUAUCUCAAUUCUCAACUUUUGUCAGAAUCCUGACUAAUAUAUCAUAGAAGAAGUAGGACCACAGCUAAAUGAGUAUGCAGUUCUCUUUCCCGUAUUCAGUCAUAUGACAUAUGUGAAACAUCUGACUCCCGAGUAUUCUGUUAGAUACACAAAUAUUUACUGUCCUUGUGCACUUAAAGUGCAAUCUUACAGCAACAAAAGUGUGCUCACAGCACAAGGGAGCAGAGAGCAAGGACUUAGGCACAGAUAAUUUGCAAACCACUUUCCAGAGGGUUCUAAAAGUCAAUGCAUUUUGGGGCAAUUCUUAUAAUUUUGUGUCUUAUUUAUUAAUUCUAAGAGAAACAAUUGCUUUGUUUGUCUUCCCCAAAGGUCAUGCAGACAUAUUUCUGUAGAGGGUGGUCAAUGGACUCUUUGGACAGAGAAAGAACAAAGGUCCCUGUAUCUGAUACACUUUCUUUAAAGAGGGUUUACUUGGUAGCCCUGACAGGUCUGAGACUCUCUAUUGUAAACUCACAGAGAACCACCUAAUUAUGCCGAAGUGUGGACCACUAUCCUGCCUAUGUCAGAUAUAUUGGAAAGGGUGCUAAAUUCUCUAUGAUCUCAUAUCAUUUCCAGUUCAUGCUUUCCACAUGUGUGACCUCUUUGUAUGGCAGACCUGUGUAAAGACUGGAGAGAAAAGAGCAGUCUCUAAUUUCUCCCUCCUCUGAUUUCACUUUUUUGGUGGAUAUUCAUUUAUGGCCAUGGCUCUUUUAGGUCUCCCUUCCGCUGGUUGGUAUUCUGCCAUUUUUAACACUCCCCAUUCUGCCCUAAAGAAACAUUUGACUAUAUUUAAGUAAAUCUCUGGGUCUAGAAAUUAUCUAUUGUGUUAAUAAUUAAUUGAUGUGGUGUCCAUCUAAAUGAGGUCAAACUUCUGUGUUCUACAUGAAUGUUUCCAACCCUGAAGACCAUGCAUGCUCUCUCUCCACACAAUAUCACCUCAAUUAGAAGACUCACAUUAAGAAGUUAUGUUCAUAACCUCCCCAUGGUUUCCAUGGACUUGGGCACCAAGCCUGGGGAACUCAUGCUUGGUUUGUUUGUCUACCAAUUGCUUCACUUCUUUUGAACUCCCCAGAACUACAAUCCGUCAACCUCACUGCAACAGCAGUCUGUCAAGAGGCUCUUGAGGUGCCUCAAUAAUCCUGCCGCUCAUUACUUUCUGAAGCUGUUGUUGGGUUUGCUUUGUCAUCUACUGACCCAUAGGCCACAUUUCAACUAAACAAAUAAAGAAGCAUGUUGGCCCUGCAAGUAGCAAAGGAGGUUAAUGGAAGGAUGGUAUGGACAAACUCAAACAUGCUUGAGUUCUUGAAGCAUGCCUGAAUGCUGUGUCAUGUCUCUCAUGCAGAUUGGAAAUGUUUUCUUUAAAAGAUGCACAGUGUAUCUGAAUCACUUCUUUACCAGUUUGAGGGGCUUUCUUCACUUCUCUUCAUGCCUCACCCAGUCUUCCUCAAGUCAUUGAUUUUGAAAAUGUUAGUUGUUGUUCUUUCUCAGUUCUGUGUUCACAAAUUCUAAAUAGUUGAUGAACCUAAAAGGGGAGAAGAUACAACACACACACACACACACACACACACACACACACACACACACACACACAAGUAAAAAUGAAUAGAGCUGUUCCUCAAACAUUAUACAGAGAACUAUAUGCAUACCGACUUUGUAGGAAGAGAAAGUAUGACCACUUUAUGUUGGAAAUUGUGUAUGUGUCUUUAAAUGACGCAUACAAGGUUCUAAUGAUUGUUUUGCUGUUUUUCAGUAAUUUCAACCCUCUUAUCUUGCACUAAGGUACUCUGGGGGAAAGUGAGAAGCACAUGUAGUAGUGAAACAGUGUACUGUGUAAGCUAGCCCUCUGUCAUUUGUAAAGUUUAUUGUCUACAAAGUGGUGAAGUGGACACAAGCAGCUUAGGUAACAGUGGGCUUUUGUAUUAAAGCAGAUUUGAUGGGAGCUUGUCAAGGAGGGAGAGGGUAUUCAUGGGGCGAACACUGGCUGCUGGAGAUUAAAAGGGCCAGAGCUUCCACCAUGAAAUAAGGGUGGUUCCUCUCCCCACUUUCCUGGCUCCGAACUCAGGAGACUGUUUCAUGAAUUUGUCUUACACCUUAGGGAAGAGGCAAUAUUACAGGCCCUGCAUGAGAAAUGUUUUACUCAUCUUUACAUGGCAUUUUCAUCAUACUCCUGUGAUUUUCAAGUUUUAUGUUUCACUAAUAUAGUCCAGGGAUGGUUUAGAAUUAUCGCCACAGUGUUUUUAUCUGCCCAGGGUGAACACCCAGAUGACAGUUUAAAGUAAAAUAAACUAUGGACAAGAUUCUCAGGUCCAUUGCCCUUAUUUAGAUAUGCUAUGGAUAGAAGUCCUAAAAUAUUGGAAUGAGUCUAUUGGCCUUUAUUUUCCCUCCCUUGGUCAUGCCAUCCAUUGGCAUGCCAUAAUGAUAGAAAGGCAUGAUGCUUUCUAUCACCUACAGUGUAUACUUCAGAAAGCCACCACCUGACACUCUGAGAACACUCUUCCCUUGCUGCCACUCAGCACAGAAGUAAAGCUUGCAUCAAAUAGCAGGUUAAAAGGAGGAUGCUAUUCCCAAGUUAUGAAAUAGGUGAUGUGUGCCAGUGAUUAAAGCCUGGUCAUAUUUUCAUGAGUAUGAGACUAUGCUAUGCUUCAGAUCCCAGUGGUAAAUCUCAGAGGACAUGAAAAAGGCACUGGGUAUGCAGGACAGGCCUCUGUCACCCUGAAGACAUUGAAUAGCCUCCCCAGAUGGAGCCAUUUCAUUACAACCUUACAGGAUAAUAUGAAUGGAGCUCUGACUAGGUACACUUUCACGUUGUAGUCUGCCAUAUCCCAAAGGAUGUAUAUGAAGUAGCAUAAACUCUUCUCUUUGAAUGGCAGCAGCAACCAGUGUGACCUUGUCCUGCCUUAAAUACUCUUGCAAAAAAAGUAAGUUAUCACACCUUGCUUAAAAGAGUGUAUUUAUAUUAUGAGAAGGACUUCAUAUUUGGUGAGGAUCAAUGUCAAUAAUUUCUACUUACCUUGUUAAUAGAUAGGAUUCCCAAUAGCCUAUGUUGUCUUAAACAGGCAUUUCCCACAGAUAGCUAACCUAUGGCAGGAAGAUAAAACAUAGGCAAAUGAAGACACAUGAUGCAUUCUAACUACAUCCUAUAAAACAAGGAACAAUUCACAUUUAGUUCAUGGGAUUCCCAAAUCCCUAAGACAAAGAAAUACCAUGUCCAUUUCAACCUAGAAAUUAGAGCCUUUCUGGAACUUUCUUUAGAAAAAUGAGAGGUCAGGGAGAUUGUCUUUAGCAAAUAAUUAACAAAGUAUAAAUUAUAUAUAUACAUAUAUAUAUCAUUCUUAUAUACAUAUAUGAAUGAUAUGUACAGGCUUUCUUUGAUAAAAGCACAACAGAGGCAAAGCAGACCAUAUCCUUGGGGAUUAGCUGGAGACUCCUUGUUUCUUUGGUUAUUAUAGUUUUUGUUCCUGUGUCAGAAUUCCCAGUUCCAAGUGAUGUUGCCUCAUCCCACGUCUGUUUUGUAUACCAUGUAACAUGUCUUAAUACACUGUAUGGAGAAAGUUAAAGUUAGCCUUAGAAUUCUUUGUUUUCUAUGCUUUUUGCUGUACAGAAGAAUGACUUACCUGUGAAUACUGUAUAUUUAAUAAAGAAAGAAUUUUGUAUCA